This is a messenger RNA of Etheostoma spectabile (orangethroat darter), 1051 nucleotides long. RefSeq lists its product as uncharacterized. The transcript is spliced from 6 exons. The record is from RefSeq and is a predicted model, not a curated record. The coding region runs from base 203 to 877 and encodes 224 amino acids. NCBI's taxonomy places the organism in Eukaryota, Metazoa, Chordata, Actinopteri, Perciformes, Percidae.
UAACCUACUGUUUAAAGCUGGGUUUGUCCCAAGCAUUAACUCAAUAAUUACUCUGCGGUACAUCCAGACUACAUUGACCAAUGGAACAGCGCCACAGAAGCAGAAGACGAUAACAUGGGAAGCACAGCCCUCACCUUCAUCCUUCUCUUCCUCAUCACUCUGCUGUUUACCAUUGGAACCACUGCUAUUAAGGUUAAAUGAAAUGAAGGUGAACUUUCUGUGUAAAAUUAUUUUUCACACUUCUUCUUAUAAACUCAUAGUUUCAUGUCAGCGGAUUGUCUCUCCAAAUAUCACAUUACACCCUGUCUGGGAAGGUGAAUACGGGGUCUCACCAGUCAGCCUCGUCUGCAACCUAAAAGGCUUCUUCCCAGACGACCUGAGUGUGGAGUGGAAGCUGGACAAUCAACCUCUAAACAUUGCCGAAAUCCAAACCAAGCUGCAGAGUGUGGAGGGAAUGGAGAAAACCUUCAGUCUAAGCAGUGAGAUUGAGCCAAAUCGGAUUAAUUGGGCAGAUGGCUCAAGUUUUACAUGCAAGUCCAUUCACAACAAACAGGAGUUUAUAAAAGCAAUAAGUAUUUGUCAAAUCCAUGGAAGUGCCCCUCCUUCCAUCCACGUGGAGAUUCCCAGCUUUAAGACAGUAAUGAUGACAGAAUCCAUAAAAUCUGUGAAAGCAACAUGUUUGGUACGCACUGUUCUUGAUGCCAAGGUGACCUGGCAGAUGGAUGGGAGAGCCGCAUCUGGUAAAACAGUGAUCCAGGACAAAAACACAACUCAUAUAGUCAGUGAUGUGACAGUUUCAUUAAGUCAAUGGAAACAACUCAAGUCUGUAACAUGUAAAGCUGAACAUAAGUGCUUCUUAUCCACUGAGAGACUGUGAGUGUAGAAGGGCCUGCAGUUACAGCCCCAUUGGUUGAGAUUAGAAGAUCGCUCAAAGAUUUGCUGAAGGGGGACAUGCAGUGCUGUGUGAUGCACACAACUCUCAUCACGUGACCUGUACAUCACCUUUCAGCCAACAGGGUUGACAUCCUGACAACAGUAUGUUGAUCUUCCU